This is a messenger RNA of Cryptomeria japonica (Japanese cedar), 1752 nucleotides long. RefSeq names its product UDP-glycosyltransferase 89B2. The coding region runs from base 113 to 1543 and encodes 476 amino acids. The record is from RefSeq and is a predicted model, not a curated record. NCBI's taxonomy places the organism in Eukaryota, Viridiplantae, Streptophyta, Pinopsida, Cupressales, Cupressaceae. The transcript has a single exon. Gene Ontology annotation, molecular function: UDP-glycosyltransferase activity.
CCAGUCUGGCUGGCAAUUAUUUUCAAACCUGUUUCGUGUUUGGUUGGGGAUGUGAUAAAAUGGCAUCCUUCUCCUUGAUACAUCCAUUGGAGAUCUGGAGAGGAAGAGGAAGAUGAAGAGGCCUCACGUGUUGAUCUUCCCAUUCCCGACGCAGGGUCAUAUCAUUCCUCUUUUGGAGCUCUCUCUUUCUCUCGCCUCCCGAGGCCUUGCACUCACCCUUCUCACCACUCCUGGAAACGAGCCCCUGCUGCGCCCUCUCUUAUCCACCGCUUCUUCCGAGAACCUCUUCAUCCAAUCCCUCAUUCUUCCUCUUCCUCCUCCUCCACCUCCUCCGCACAACGAAACCCAACUGCCUAUACAUUCCUUGCCGCAUUUGAUCUAUUCCCUCAAGGGGCUUGCCGAUCCUUUGGAGCAAUGGCUCCUGCAGCAAAAACUCGACGAGAGCUCGGAUGAAUUUGGGCCUGUGAUCUGCAUCAUCAGCGAUUUCUUCUUGGGAUGGACUCAGGAUACGGCGACCAAGCUGGGCAUACCCAGAAUCGUAUUCAGUCCGUCGGGAGCAUUUGCUUUCUCUGUCAUUUCUUCUGUGUGGAAAUACAUGCCGCACCUAGGUGUGGAAUCUGAUGAGGGUGAAGUGUCCAUUCCUGGCUUUCCUCAUCCUCUCACUCUUCGCAAGUUUCAACUUUCUCCCCUGGCACAGGUCUACAAAAGCUCGGAUCCUGUCCACGAGUUCAUCAAAUACAUCAUGAAUCUGAAUCUCCAAAGCUGGGGUACCCUCAUUAACACCUUCUAUUCUCUCGAGACUCCCUAUGUCGACCAUCUCCGAACAGUUUCGGGCCGCCCUGUUUGGUCGGUGGGUCCUCUGCUUCCCCCUGCUGUGUUCCACCACAAGCAGAAGCAGGAAAUGAAUCAUCAGAGGGGGAACCCCAAUUCAAUUAACGAAGCGCUGUGCUUGCAGUGGCUCGAUGGUCGGAAAGGGAGAUCUGUUGUGUAUGUCUGCUUCGGUAGCAUGGCAAUUUUGUCUGAGAAGCAGAAUGAAGAGAUUGCAGCGGGAUUGGAGGCGAGUGAAGUGUCCUUCAUUUGGGUCAUCAGAGACAAUGGAAAUGCCAAGGUCGGUCUUGAAGAAAGAGUGAAGAAGAAGGGCCUGGUUAUCAGAGGGUGGGCGCCUCAGCUCUUGAUCCUCUCCCACCCUUCUGUUGGGUGUUUCGUUACCCACUGUGGGUGGAAUUCUACUCUGGAGAGCAUUUCACUGGGGAUUCCCAUGAUUGCAUGGCCUUUAACUGCGGAUCAGCAUAGCGACGCUCUCUUGUUGGUUGAAUAUCUGAGAGUCGCAGUCAGAUUAUGCGAAGGGCCAAACGCAGUGCCCAACAGAGAUAUGUUGGCAAGUGCAGUGAAGAGAGUGGUGGGAGGAGAAGGAGAAGAGGGUUUGCGGGUACAGGAAUUGAGCAGGGCAGCGAGAGAGGCGGUGAAGCAGGGGGGAUCUUCUUCCUCUAAUCUGGAAGACACUGUUGCUUGCAUACGAAAUUUGGCACCCGACAAAUUGUGAUGCUGAAUUUUUAAUUUUAAAAAAAUUGUGGAUUAAUUUUUAUAUUAAUUGAUGGCCUUUGUCCACAUUUUUUAUUUAUUAGAAAAUCAGCGUUAAUCAGGAUGCUGAUCCUUUGUCUAUAUAUAUAUUUUUAUUAGAAAAGCAGUCUUAAUCAGGGUUUUUGUCCACAUUUGUUAUUUAAUGUUCAAUACCAAUAAUUAUAUUUUAAA